Messenger RNA from Coccomyxa subellipsoidea C-169, 213 nucleotides. RefSeq lists its product as hypothetical. The coding region runs from base 1 to 213 and encodes 70 amino acids. The transcript has 2 exons. NCBI's taxonomy places the organism in Eukaryota, Viridiplantae, Chlorophyta, Trebouxiophyceae, Coccomyxaceae. The record is from RefSeq and is a predicted model, not a curated record.
AUGGGCACGCCGAGUUUUGAGCUUAAAACGAAGAAAAUCAACGUGCGGUCCCUGCAGGGGGGCGGGGCGUGGGCGCGGGGUCAGCCGAAAUGGGGCACCCCCAGAGCGUGCUGGCCAGCGGAGGCAGCGCAGAGCUGUGCAGGUACCGGUCCAACAGAGGCCGCGCCGGGCCCAACGGCCUCAAUUCUGGAGGCCACGCCGGCCACCACAUGA